UCCCGUGAGAAGGAAAGAGAGGAAACGGAGAGAGAAAGAAAUGGUGGCUAUAUCACUGUACAAAGGCAACCUCCACAAAGUGCCGGACGUCCCCCAUCGAUGGCCGCGCCCAACACCCAAAAUCUCACUCAAAGAUUUCAGGAUUCUCCUCCGCCGCCGCGCCAGGGCCCUCUCCCGCCUCCGCUUGUCCACCAUCGACGUCGCCACCACUUCAAACCCUAACCCUGCCCCUGCGCCUAACACCGACUUGGAUAAUGGUAUUGCUGAUCCGAGUCCUGUGGAUAAUGCUGUGAACAGUAAUGAGGGUGGUAAUCGUGUUGAGAAUCCCGCUUCUGAACCUGAAUUGCCGCAGAAAGGGGAUGUGAAGGAGGGUGAAAGGGAGGAGGGGAAGGUGAAAGAAGACAAAUUGGUAGGGGGAGAGGAUUCAUUGAGGAAAUUGAUGGAGAAAACUGAUGCUUUCGUGGAGGAGGAGGAGGAGAAGAAUGUGGAUAAAGUCAAGAAUGAGGAGAAAGUAGAGGUUCCUGUGAACCCGGUGGUCGAGAAAAGCAACACAGAAAAUGCGACAAGUGAUGUGGAGAAGAGAAAAAAGGAGGUUAAGGAAAAGUUGGAAAUUUUGAAUGAGAAAAAACAUAGUUUGGUACAAGUGCUGAAACAGAUCCUGAAUGCAGAAGAGCAGUUAAAGAGACAAAAUAGUAUGCAAGGGACAUCUGGUCGUCCACCUCUUCCUCUACAAGUGGAUACUACAACUGAUUCUGGAUCAAUGACUAGGGUCAACACCCCUAGAAUGGGCUCAGAUGGAAAUCCUUGCGGUGAUAUGGAGGGAGGAGAAGGUGAUGAUGUUUCAAACCACAAUAUGCAAUCUCGUCUACCUCGUAUGAGCAGUACUUCACCAUCUUCUGACUCUCAGCAGCGGAAGCCUGCCGCUAACGUGAUACCUCACUCUUAUCGGACUACACUAGGGGUUGCAGGUAGUCCUUCACGGUUUGCGCCUGGUGGGCAGGGACACUCCUCAGUUUCUGUAUCAGGAGCAAGUUAUAUAGCUUCUUCUCCUUCUCCUGCAGCAUCAGGUGGCACUUCAGUAUUUAGAGACGGUAGGCUUCCGAGUCCUUGGAAUUAGGAGCACUUUAUUUUGGCCACAUGUCACAUCUCUUAUCUAUUAUGAAGUGUGAACCAUAUUCUAUUCUUGCUUCAUUGGUACAGAGUACAACCUAUUGGGAAGUAAGAUUAGAGACUACUUUUCGACUGUUCUUAGUGUGUAGUUAAUAGAAUCAUGGAAAGAUUGAUCUUCUCAUGGAUCAAUAGUUUGUAUGCUGUACAUCAACCAAGUCGAUUGUUAUUUUCAUGAGUGAAAAGCCCAUAAUGUAUUUGAAGAAUUGAGAUAUGUAUAUAACCUUUCAUUGACGUAA
Molecule: messenger RNA, 1406 nt
Organism: Sesamum indicum (sesame)
Lineage: Eukaryota; Viridiplantae; Streptophyta; Magnoliopsida; Lamiales; Pedaliaceae
Product: tRNA (Ile)-lysidine synthase
Cellular component (GO): chloroplast
Source: RefSeq, a predicted model, not a curated record